This is a messenger RNA of Exophiala aquamarina CBS 119918, 1728 nucleotides long. Its product is annotated as 3-methylcrotonyl-CoA carboxylase beta subunit. Gene Ontology annotation, molecular function: methylcrotonoyl-CoA carboxylase activity. NCBI's taxonomy places the organism in Eukaryota, Fungi, Ascomycota, Eurotiomycetes, Chaetothyriales, Herpotrichiellaceae. The coding region runs from base 1 to 1728 and encodes 575 amino acids. The record is from RefSeq and is a predicted model, not a curated record. The transcript has a single exon. Gene Ontology annotation, biological process: L-leucine catabolic process. Gene Ontology annotation, cellular component: methylcrotonoyl-CoA carboxylase complex; mitochondrion.
AUGGCGUCUUCCUGUGCACCAACCAAUGCUGUGCUGCGGACUCUAGGGCGAGCACUCAGAGAACAACAACUGCGAUCCUCAAGCAGACCCCUACACCAUCACCCUCACCAUCGUGUGUGCUCACGCUCAGCGGCCACCUUCACCCAUCCUCGACAUGCUCAAGCCAUCUCCGUCCUCCCCACCGCGGUCGACAAGUCCAGUCAGGACUUCAAGGAUAAUUCAGCGCAAUUGACCCAGAUCAUGACCAAGUAUGCUGAGCUGCACCGGAAAAUUCAGAAGGGAGGCCCUCAAAAGGCGCGAGACAAGCAUGUGGAAAGAGGAAAGAUGCUGGCAAGAGAUCGCGUUACAGCCCUGAUCGAUCCAGGCAGCCAAUUCCUCGAGCUGUCGCCUCUAGCUGCCCACGAGAUGUACGACGACGAUAUUGCUGCGGCCGGCAUCAUCACGGGUAUCGGCACGGUCGAAGGCGUCACAUGUAUGAUCGUAGCAAAUGACGCUACGGUCAAGGGAGGAACAUACUAUCCCAUGACCAUCAAGAAGCAUCUGCGAGCUCAGGAGAUUGCUCAACAGAACAGACUGCCAUGCAUCUAUCUAGUUGACUCGGGCGGUGCAAACUUGCCAAAUCAGAAAGACGUCUUUCCGGACCGAGACCAUUUUGGACGCAUCUUCUUCAAUCAGGCAAGAAUGAGCAGCCAGGGAAUCCCACAAAUCGCUGUUGUCAUGGGUCCUUGCACCGCUGGAGGCGCAUACGUCCCUGCAAUGUGUGACGAAUCCAUCAUCGUCCAGAAACAGGGAACCAUCUUCCUCGCUGGACCACCUCUGGUCAAAGCUGCGACAGGUGAAGUCGUGUCUGCCGAAGACCUCGGCGGCGGGGAGCUACACAGCUCGAUAUCUGGCGUCACCGAUUACCUCGCUGUGGACGAUGCACACGCUCUCGUCCUCGCGAGAAGGUCGGUGGCCAACCUGAACUAUCCCGCGGAACAGCCCGCCCCAUCCGAGGUCAAGGAGCCGCUAUAUGAUGUGGAUGAGCUAGCUGGCAUUGUGGGCACCAAUCUUCGCAAGCAGAUCCCAAUGCAAGAGAUCAUAGCCCGUAUCGUCGACGGCAGCGAAUUUUCCGAGUUCAAGAAAGAUUAUGGAACAACCCUUUUGACCGGAUUCGCCAAAAUCUACGGCCACCGGGUCGGUAUAAUCGCCAACAACGGCAUCCUCUUCUCUGAAUCGUCACUCAAAGGUGCUCACUUCAUUGAACUUUGCUGCCAGCGCAACAUCCCGCUGGUCUUCCUGCAGAACAUCUCAGGAUUCAUGGUUGGCGCCGACGCAGAGAAGGGAGGCAUCGCCAAGAACGGUGCGAAGCUCGUCACCGCCGUCGCCUGUGCCAACGUACCCAAAUUCACUGUUGUCAUCGGCUCAAGCGCCGGAGCGGGGAAUUAUGGCAUGUGCGGCCGCGCGUACUCGCCACGGUUCCUAUGGAUGUGGCCCAACGCAAAGAUCGGUGUCAUGGGUGCUGAUCAGCUGACCGCCGUCAUGGAGACCGUGGGCAAAUCGGUGGAUCCCGAACUGCGGGAUCGUAUCGAGCGUGAGAGCGACGCCACCUUCUCCUCCGCUCGACUGUGGGAUGAUGGAAUCAUUCCACCCGCUCAGACGAGGCACAUGCUCGGCCUUGGCCUCAAGGCUGCGUUGGGCGGGCGCACCGAGGACGCAAGCACCAAGUUCGGUGUGUUCAGAAUGUAA